This is a messenger RNA of Ictalurus furcatus (blue catfish), 4623 nucleotides long. RefSeq names its product cyclin-dependent kinase 11B (gene cdk11b). Gene Ontology annotation, cellular component: nucleus. The coding region runs from base 988 to 3375 and encodes 795 amino acids. Lineage: Eukaryota; Metazoa; Chordata; Actinopteri; Siluriformes; Ictaluridae. The transcript is spliced from 19 exons. Gene Ontology annotation, molecular function: ATP binding; cyclin-dependent protein serine/threonine kinase activity. Gene Ontology annotation, biological process: protein phosphorylation; regulation of mitotic cell cycle. The record is from RefSeq and is a predicted model, not a curated record.
AGAGUGGGACAUAGAGAGUCCAAUUCACGAGUUGUUUCUAUAAUAACUCAUGCACAGGUCCUUGUAUGGUGCACGCUUAACAUAAUCUGAAACUAAUAAACAAACAAACAAACAAACAAACAAAUAAAAGGAUGUGUUGGUAUUUAACAAAGAAAAAUAUAUAUACAUUCAUAUUAUGAUAUAUAUUGUUAUUAAGUGUUGUUUUUUUUUAAUGAAGGAGGUGUUUGUUUGCUAUUUAUGAAAAGCGUGUUGAGUGUCAGCUUUGUUUUUUUUUUUUUUUUUACUGAAAACAGUCAAUAGGUUUUCCACCACAUGAAAGUCUUCAGGACUUCUGGUUCCUCUGUGACAUGGAAAAGUGCCAUUUUAAGAAACGUCAAGAAAGAGAAAGAAAAAGAGCCGAUGAUGAGGUGUUUGUGACUCUUAAUAGCAUGAUAAAAAGAACCGGUUUCAUGGGUGUUCGACAACAUUAAAUGUAACCAAAAAUGGAUAAAAAAGCAAGCGCUAGCUUUCAUUAUUAAAUCGUAAAUUGUAAUUUUUGACACAUUGCUGUGGUCUAAGAGGAAUCAAAGGUAUAUUUUAUGGUGUGCUCUUAUGGGAAAUAAUCAUCUUCAGAGUGGUAACAGUAACCCGUCUUUCGUUUUUAAAGAGUCUGGGGAGUAGUCUGUAGGGACGUUGCCAUAGUAACAUAGUAAUUCCUCAGAGACAGGUUGAGGGCGCAAAUAGUACGUUGCCUAUCCCGGUGCAUAAUAGGAUUAAAACUGUGCACUUGAUAUCCUCCACUAUGAUUUCGGAGGGCAUUACAAAAUGGCAGAUUCUGAAAACAGGGCACAGUUUCGGAGUACGUAAACUUGUCCACUAGAUGGCAAUAACGAUCUAGUAACUUGUCUGUUACCCGGAAGUACUUUCAGACUGCAGCCCGUAGUAUUUUUUUUUCCGGUAUUUUGAAAACGCGCCGAGUAACUUUCAGCUGGUUGUGACUUGGAGCUGAUGGGGGACGAAAAAGACACCUGGAAGGUUAAAACACUCGAUGAAAUUUUACAAGAGAAAAAACGCAGACGAGAGCUUGAGGAGAAGACAGAACCUAAGCGCGUGAAAAAUACGGAUGAUCGGGAAGCCAAACGUGACACUCCAGAGGAAGGAGAAUUACGGGACCACAGGAUGGAAAUAACAAUACGCAACUCUCCAUACAUAAGGGAGGACUCCACAGAAGACAGAGGAGAGGAAGAUGAAUCGCUAGCUAUAAAACCUCCUCAACAGAUGUCCAGAAAAGACAAGGCGUACCACAGGAAAGAAGAGAAACGGAAGGAUAAGAGGAGACGCAGGAGCCAUUCUGCAGAAGGAGCAGGAAAGCACGUCCGCGUAAAGGACAAAGAGAAGGAACGAGAGAACGAAAGGCGGAAACGGCAGUGGCAGGACGACACCAAAGUUCGCAGGGACUAUGAUCGACAGAAGCGCCGGGAUCAGGCCAGGGCCCACUCGCGCAGGGAGAGGGACCGUCUGGAGCAGCUGGAGCGGCAGCGUGAGAGGGAGAGGAAGUUGCGUGAGCAGCAACAAAAGGAGCAGAGAGAGCAGCGCGAGCAGAAAGAGAGGGAGAGGAGGGCUGAGGAGAGACGCAAGGAGCGGGAGGCACGACGAGAAGGUCCCCCUUCCCACCACCGGGGCGGCUCCCUGGAGGAUUACGGGGACAAAUCCAAGUCUAGGCACCGCAGCCGUAGCCGGAGUCCUGUUCGUUUACAGAGAGAGCAAAGACCAGAGAGUAGUGAACAACGGCGACCAGUGAAAGAAGAGAAGCAAGAGGAUUUACUGGCUGAUCUUCAGGAUAUCAGUGACAGUGAGAGAAAGACAAGUACGGCUGAGUCUUCAAUUGGCUCAGCUUCUGGUUCAGAGGAGGAGGAGGAGGAGGAGGAGGACGACGACGACGAAGAGGAGUCGAGCAGCCCGAGUGAGGAAAAUGAAGAGGGAGAGUCGGGAUCAGACUCUGAAAGAUCUGAGCAGAGCGCAGAAGACGUGAGUGAAGACGAGCAAUCAGAAGAGGAGGAGGACGAAAGAGAGAAUGGCAACCACAUACCUGCUGGUGAGGUCCCAGAGUCACGGUUUGAUCACGACUCAGAGGAGAGUGUUGAGGAAGAUGAGGGUGAGGAAGUAGACGCGGCAGACGUGACCCCUCAGUCUCACUCUCAGUCAGCCACACCAGAGGAAAAUUACGUCCCAGAUUCUCCACCAGUCUCACCUGUAGAGCUGAAAAAAGAGCUGCCCAAAUAUCUGCCUGCCUUACAGGGUUGCCGUAGUGUGGAGGAAUUCCAGUGUCUGAACCGUAUAGAAGAAGGUACAUAUGGGGUGGUAUACAGAGCCAAGGACAAGAAAACCGAUGAAAUCGUAGCUCUUAAAAGGCUGAAAAUGGAGAAGGAGAAAGAGGGCUUUCCAAUCACCUCCCUGCGAGAGAUCAACACCAUCCUGAAGGCCCAACACCCCAACAUUGUCACUGUCAGGGAGAUAGUUGUGGGCAGUAAUAUGGAUAAGAUCUACAUAGUGAUGAAUUAUGUAGAACAUGACCUAAAGAGUCUCAUGGAAACCAUGAAACAGCCUUUCCUACCAGGUGAAGUGAAGACUCUGAUGAUUCAACUACUAAGAGGAGUUCGCCAUCUCCAUGACAACUGGAUCCUGCAUCGUGACCUUAAGACCUCCAACCUGUUGCUGAGCCACAAGGGCAUUUUAAAGAUUGGAGAUUUUGGACUGGCACGAGAGUAUGGUUCCCCGCUGAAGCCUUACACACCGGUGGUGGUCACUCUGUGGUAUCGUGGCCCAGAGCUUCUUUUGGGGGCAAAGGAAUACUCCACAGCUGUGGACAUGUGGUCAGUGGGCUGCAUAUUUGGAGAGCUGCUUACCCAGAAACCACUCUUCCCGGGCAAGUCUGAGAUUGACCAGAUCAACAAAAUAUUUAAGGACCUCGGCUCUCCCAGUGAGAAGAUUUGGCCAGGCUACAACGAGAUGCCUGCGGUGAAGAAGAUGACUUUUACAGAAUAUCCCUAUAACAACCUGCGCAAGCGCUUCGGAGCUCUGCUCUCAGACCAAGGCUUCGACCUCAUGAACAAAUUCCUGACCUACUGCCCCGCCAAGCGGAUCAGCGCUGAUGAGGCAUUAAAGCACGAGUAUUUUCGGGAAACGCCGCUCCCUAUCGAGCCCUCGAUGUUCCCAACUUGGCCCGCGAAGAGUGAACAGCAGCGGGUGAAAAGAGGAACGAGCCCCCGACCCCCGGAGGGAGGCCUGGGCUACAGCCAGCUGGGUGAUGACGAUCUGAAAGACACUGGAUUCCACUUGACGACAGCCAACCAAGGACUGUCCAAGUCAGGCCCAGGAUUCAGUCUGAAGUUCUGAGGUAAAUGGUCAGAGCUAAGGGAAUUGUUUGCUCUUUGUGGCACUAAUGCCAGGACUCAGCUUAAAAGAGACUCCCUGAAAGCUGACCAGAUUUUCCUCUGAGACUCCAUGAAGCAAACUGUUCGAAACAGUAUGAAGAUGGAGAAAUUCAAGUCCUAUCUGUUCAUCUACUCCUAGCAGUUAGAGGCAAUGAACUGCUCCUGCAUUGCACAUAAUCCCAAAUUGGGGUUCUGACUUCUGAUAUAAUUGAAUCUCUCUGUCUUUCUUUUUUUUUUUUUUUUUGGAUUGUCCUGUUUGUUUGUCUAGAAGUUUUAGCUUCCACUCAAUUUCACUAAGUACAGAUUUUGAGUUUCAUGGGGUUUUUUUUAAGCACCAGACAAAGGACUGUUCAGAUUCAAAACCGCAUUCCAGGCUACACAUAAUGGAUUCAUAACUGGGGUUUGCCAAAACUGUCAGUUAUUGACACAGGUGAUAUUGGGUUUUAAGAAAUAAACUAUUUCCAAGUCUAUUUAUAUACUUUUACUAUUUCUCAAAUGUCAGUAGUGAAUCUUUUUUCAUUUUAUUUUAUUUUUUUUUUUCUUUUUUAGUUAAAGCAGCAGUUACGAAACUGACGUUUAAAACAGAAAUGACAAAAAGUGGAGAAAACAGUCAGGGCAGCCUUGAAAGCAGCUCCAGCACCAGAUGUCCAAAAAUGAUGUCAUUCUUUGCACUGCACACACACUCGGCACAAUCAAAUCCGCCUCCUCCAUUUUAUUAGCAAAGAAGCCAGAGUGACUUUCCGUUGAAGUCGAUAUUCUCCACUUCAGUCAUGGAUACUUAAAGACUUGGGAGUUUAAAAAUGGGAAUGAGAAAUAAAGUGCUUUAAUUUCCCAGGUAUUAUAUAGCAUCUUGUUUCUGAAGUAGCCCUGACUCACUGGAUGAUCACUGUGUGGUCUGCCUGUGUUUUCAUUUCUUCAGUAGUCACAGUUGCUAAUUAAAUGGUUGAAAUGUCAUACAGCUGGUAGACAUUUGAAGUACAAUUACUGGUCAAUUUCUCGGCAUAGCAGCUACUGGCUAUAGGAUAUUCAGCCACCGCGGAACACGUUUUAAGGCAAGGCUCAAAUUCAUCAUGGCUUAUAUGGAUUUUAAGUGCGUAGACUGGUUAAAGUGUGAAAAUUAUCAUUGUAAAAAACAAAAACUGUGACGCUGAAAAUAUGAGGAUCUGAGUUCGUGCUGAGCAUGUCACAGGCAAGUGUUUUCAUCAUAAAA